Messenger RNA from Cebus imitator (Panamanian white-faced capuchin), 1428 nucleotides. It is a transcript of the gene FAM167B, whose product is annotated as family with sequence similarity 167 member B. The record is from RefSeq and is a predicted model, not a curated record. Lineage: Eukaryota; Metazoa; Chordata; Mammalia; Primates; Cebidae. Bases 673 to 1164 code for a protein of 163 amino acids. The transcript is spliced from 2 exons.
UCCCCUGCAGGCAGCCCUUGAAGAAUUUCCAAGGGAACCUAUGGCUCCUUAGAGUAUUAGCCUGAAAUCCUUGAUCUGUCCCAACAGAGCUCAGAGAAGGUCAGUGACUUGCCCAAGGUUCCGCAGAGCCAGCACUAGAACCCAGGUCUCCUGACUCCCAGGCCAGGGCCCUGGAGGCUAGUCCUUUGCCGAAGGGCUAGUGUCACGAGUAAGGACAAGGGGUGGCUAGGCAGCCUCCUCCCGGAUCUCAGCUCCCUUAACUUGGGUCUUGGGAAGAGGGCCAAGACUCUGGUGUGAAUGAUGCUUUUCUCAUCCUGGAGCAACUUCCUUUCUGGGAACUGGGUGUCUCCUUCUGGGCAAAGACAAUAAAAUUCAUCCAAAAGGCCAGAGAAGCAGGGUUCCUCCGGCCCCCACCCGGAUGGGCAUCACGUGGCUCCCAAGUUAGCAGUCCAGGAAAAUUCCAGCCCUUGCACACUUGGCCUCACACACAGCCAUCUGCUCACUCACCCUGGCACACUCAGCCCCCUAACCCACUUUGAACAUUGACCAUCAUUCACUCCCUGGCACACUCUUCUCACCCUCAGCUUCUACCACCUCUCCCUGGGCAAUACUGCCAGCCCUUCCCUCAUCCCAGAGCUGCAGCUCUGCCCUGUCACUCACCUCAAACCUGCCAUGUCCCUGGGGCAACUGAAAUUCCAGGCGGUGGGCGAAGAGGAUGAAGAGGAUGAGGAGGGGGAGAGCCUGGACUCUGUGAAGGCACUCACAGCUAAGCUUCAGCUGCAGACUCGGCGGCCCUCAUAUCUGGAGUGGACAGCCCAGGUCCAGAGCCAGGCCUGGCGUAGGGCCCAAGCCAAAUCUGGACCAGGGGGACCUGGGGCCAUCAGUGGCUUCGACUCAAUGGACUCCGCCCUUGAGUGGCUCCGAGGAGAGCUGCGGGAGAUGCAGGCGCAGGACCGGCAGCUGGCAGGGCAGCUGCUGCGGCUGCGGGCCCAGCUGCACCGGCUGAAGAUGGACCAGGCCUGUCACCUGCACCAGGAGCUGCUGGAUGAGGCCGAGCUGGAGCUAGAGCUGGAGCCCGGGGACGGCCGGGCCCUGGCCCCACUGCUGCGGCACCUGGGCCUCACGCGCAUGAACAUCAGCGCCCGGCGCUUCACACUCUGCUGAGGAACACCUGUGGGCCGCCCCUCCUCCCGCCUCCCCACCCCCUCUCCCACUGCCGCUUCCCCUGCCUGCCUGAGAAGAGGGAAGGGAGGGGUGCCCCAGAGGCACCAGCUCCUGGCGGGGGAGCAGAAACAUUCAGGCUUCUGAGCGCUGAAUUCCAAGAGUGCAAAACCCUAGCAUCCUGUUUCCUCUGCUGCCAGCUGGGCGGGGGAGGAGGAGGAGCUCACACCCACAAACUCCUCAAUAAACGCCCUGUCCGCUUCCCAU